Necator americanus (New World hookworm) is the source of this 546-nucleotide messenger RNA. RefSeq lists its product as uncharacterized. The transcript has a single exon. Bases 1 to 546 code for a protein of 181 amino acids. NCBI's taxonomy places the organism in Eukaryota, Metazoa, Nematoda, Chromadorea, Rhabditida, Ancylostomatidae. The record is from RefSeq and is a predicted model, not a curated record.
AUGAGUGCAGAAGAAAAUUCCGCCAACGUUUGUCUAUUCAUGUUGGAGUACGGACCAGGAAGAAGCUUAGCGAUGCGGAUUCCUUCACAAAGUGCAUCCAGGACGCUGGAAACGCUCCCGGUUCUAUUGCCGCGGAAGAAGUUUGCCUUUGCAACUGCGGAAACAAAAUCCACAUACAAUUCUGUAUGUGUCGCGCGCAGCGCUGGUGACUUCAACCCGGAAAAGCGUCUUAGAAGGAAGCUGCGUCGUCAACUGCAACAAGACCGCGAUAACGAGUGUACGUCAAGAGCGAUGGAGUUUGAGAAGGCGUGGGAGGGCAGGAACCCGCGGAAAGCCUACGCUCUACUAAAACAGUAUAGCGGCAAAAUGAAAAGAUGUUCCCAUGUCCUCAACACUGCCAAUGGGGUAGCUGUCGGUGAAGCAACCCAUUCAAUUUGGAAGGAACACUUCAAAACCUUGCUGAACCGGCUGGCACCGUCAACUCCUGAACUCGAACACGUUCAUAGACCGACAUAUGCGAUUAACGAGGAGCCAUCGACCGAGUAG